CGGCGGGACCGACGGGGUCGCCGGGGGGGGGGGGGGGGGGGAUUUCGGCCUGUAGGGUCCGCGGGGCGCGGAGGUAAGGGGACCGCUACACGCGGGGGGGGGGGCUCGGGCUGCCCAGUGCAGACCCGUGCCACUCUCCGUAUGCCGGGCGUGCACCGUGGACGCUGGGUGUGCUUGUGCCAGGCCCACCAGAGCCGAGUAAGGGCUACUCCUAACGCGGGGCGCUGCGGGCGCCUCGCAACCCUGACCGGACGGGCCCACGAAGCAAAAGAGGGGGGGGGGGGGGGGGGGGGGGGGGGGGGGGGGGGGGGGGGGGGGGGCGGCCCAGCCGAUGUCUGA
This is a messenger RNA of Dicrocoelium dendriticum, 339 nucleotides long. Lineage: Eukaryota; Metazoa; Platyhelminthes; Trematoda; Plagiorchiida; Dicrocoeliidae. The record is from the annotation of a GenBank genome assembly.